Hylaeus volcanicus is the source of this 6620-nucleotide messenger RNA. RefSeq names its product murinoglobulin-1-like. NCBI's taxonomy places the organism in Eukaryota, Metazoa, Arthropoda, Insecta, Hymenoptera, Colletidae. Gene Ontology annotation, molecular function: endopeptidase inhibitor activity. The transcript is spliced from 26 exons. The coding region runs from base 197 to 6031 and encodes 1944 amino acids. Gene Ontology annotation, cellular component: extracellular region. The record is from RefSeq and is a predicted model, not a curated record.
GUGCUUUCAGUCGACGCGCAGCGUACAGCAACGCGUAUAUCGGCUGGUUCUUAAACAUUCACAACGUUCUUGUUGCACAGGAAACGAUAUUCAACGUUUAAUCGGCAGUUGAAGCGAUCAUACGAACAGUUACGCUAAGCAUGUCCGCGCGUCAAGUUCUUCUGAAAUAAAUCGCCGGUUACAGUGUGAAUUAACCAUGGAUAGACCGGUGUUUUUGGUGCUGCUUGUUUGUUCAGUGGCGCUUUUUCAUUCCUAUGGAACCAGUGCGACUGUUAAUCGGGGUUACGUGUUUACGGCGCCAAAGCGGCUUUUAGCCGGCGAAACCGAAAGCGGAUGCGUGUCUCUGCACAAUUUGGAACCACCAGCGCACAUUCUCCUCGAGUUGUUGUCUCCGUCAUCGGUACAGGAAGAGGAAGUAUUGGCUAGCACCAGCUCUGUCAUAAAGACAGGUAUAGAAACAUGUUUAGAAUUAAUCGUGCCAUCGACGAAGUAUUCGAACGCAAGGCUUCGAUUGAAGAUGAAUUUCGACAAACAUCGCGAUUACGUGGUCGAGUCAGAGAAAGAAGUAUACAUCGAGCACGAUUCUUUGAUCACGUUCGUGGAAACUGACAAGCCAGUUUAUAAACCAGGCCAGGAUGUUAAUAUCAGAGUUCUGAUGCUCAAGCACGACUUGAAGCCGUGGAAGAAAGAGAUUCCAAAAGUGUGGAUCGAAAAUCCUUCAGAAGUAAGGGUGGCGCAAUGGACGAACGUGAGCACUGAGACUGGCAUGGCGCAGUUGCUGUUUCCUCUGUCGCCAGAACCAAGCUUGGGGACUUGGAAAAUAAAAGUGGAGAAGAAGAGGUCGCAUCCCCAGCUGGUUCACACAACCAUGUUCGAAGUGAAAAAAUACGUUCUACCGAGAUUCCAACUGACGAUUAGUUCACCAGGAUAUAUCCUUGCUGAUGCGGAGGAUGUGACUUGGAACAUCUGCGCCAAGUACAGUUACGGCAAGCCUGUUAAAGGCACUCUGUUCUUGAAGUCUACCCCUCAGACACCAAGUUGGAGAAGAAAGCUCAAUCUACCGGAAAUACAUUACGAGACCGAAUUGGACACAAGGAACGGAUGCACAGAGUACGUUCUUUCUGGAGCAGCUCUCGGCUUAGCUCGUUGGAAAGUGGCGCCUAACAAUAUCGUUCUCAUAGCGAAUUUCACGGAAGCUGGGACAGGCGUAGUAGAAACAACGAUUAGUCGGACAAUGGUGAUGCAUCAGGCUUUGAAACUGGAAUUCGUCUCUCACACGCCUAAAUACUUCAAACUGGGCUUGCCUUAUCACGGAAAGUUACGAGUGUUGCGCCAUGACGAUACCCCAGCGCCCAAUGAAAAAAUUCAGCUCUGCCUAAAAGUACGCGGAAAAGAUGAAAUGGUUCGCGUUGUGGUGGAAUGUCGCAAUUUCACAUCGUCUGCAGACGGUUUCGUUGAUUUUAUCGUACCACCACCGCAUAAAAAUAUCGUUCUAUUGAGCUUCGUCGCAACUGGUGUUGACUACCCGACGAAAUACUAUUCGCCUGACAAACGCUGGAGGGUGUUCAUGGAUCAACCUUCGGCACAUAUCGACGUAAACCCUUGGUACUCUCCAUCCGACAGUUACUUAGCAGUGGCACGAGGCUAUCAACCAAUCGAAUGCGGGGAGAAGUACUCCUUCAACGUAAUGUACACGGUUCCUUCUCACACCAAACCCAACGAGUCCAUUUCUUUCCAUUACUCCAUCAACUCGAAGGGCGAUCUGUUGAUAUACGGCCAUGUGAAGCACAAGCCCAGCCGAGACACCAUAUUGAAUUAUUCAGAAUUUCAUAAUCUGUUAGGCGCCGUCGAAUCGCCUACCAACAAAACCGACCAAGGCUCCGACGUCCACAGGUUCCCGUUAAGCGUAAAAGUUACACCAAGCAUGGCUCCAGUAUCGGAGCUGCUGCUUUAUUACGUGCGACCCGACGGGGAGAUCGUUGCCACCACGUACACAAUCGAGGUUGGCCACUGUUUCGAGAACAAGGUGAAGAGUGCAUGGCACACGGACGUUCAAACGCCAGGAGGGACCACUCAAUACCACGUGGAAGCCGCUCCAUGGUCUCUUUGCGGGAUUUCCGCCGUCGACAAGUCGACCCUCUUCUUGGCUGGAUCGAAACCCAACCUCGUCGACGCCAGCCAAACCUUCGACCAACUGAAAAGGUUCCAUCCGACGCCAGAAACCCAUCCAAUCUGGUCCUGGGCCAACUGCAAACCAACAGCAGCAGCAGCGGAAGAGUCGAUGGAAGAAAUCGAUCAUCUGCCGCUUCUUCCGCUAAAAUCACCGUUCAGUUGGAUCGUGGGAAGACGAAGAAGGAACUUGAUCACGUACAACGCUGGCGUUAACUAUGUGGAUGCUAUACAAGCUUUCGACGAUUUCGGUGUGGUUGUAAUGAGCGAUUUGAUAAUAGAAACGCGACCUUGUCCGCUGUUCUUCAGGGAACGCUCAGUGUCGCCGUGGUUCAAGGUACAGAUGAUGCGGGAAGACAUGGACGAACCCGACAUGCUGAAAGCGAUGCAGCCAACUGCCUUUCCGUUAAUCAAUUUCGCCGUUUCCGCUGCAGAGAUGAGCCCUGAAGUAGGAUACGUCGACCAAUUGCCCGAUCAAACGACCACCCUGAGAUCCUAUUUUCCUGAAACGUGGUUGUGGGAGUUAAUACCAACCGAGGAAGAAGGUAAAGUGACGAUAGAUCUCACCCUUCCACACACAAUCACCGAUUGGGUUGGCUACACUACCUGCAUUUCACCGAUCCACGGCCUCGGUAUUGCGCCCCCGACAACCAUAACAGCGUUCCAGCCGUUCUUCCUCGACUACAGCCUACCAUACAGCGUGAAACGUGGAGAGAUGUUGCGUAUGAAAGUUUCCCUCUUCAAUUACAUGCAACACAAAUUACCUGUAGCAAUAAAACUAGAAGAUGCUCCAGGACUCGAUUUGCAUCUGUCGCAUCCGAAGGCUUCGUUCUGUGUGAAACCACGAGGCAGCGUUGUUCACGAAUUCAUCCUCAGGCCACGUGUUAUCGGGGAAGUUAACAUAACAGUGUCUGCUUCUAUAGAUCCUGAUUACGCCGAACCUUGCGGUCCCGACACCUUGAUAUUUACACGGGACAUUAUCGUGAAGCCGAUUCUCAUACAGCCAGAGGGUUUCCCCAUGGAGACGACGAAAUCUUCGUUCAUUUGCCCGAAGGAUUUCAGCGACGAUUCCACGAUCGUGUGGGAUUUGAUAUUACCCGAAGACGUGGUGCCUGACAGUGGCAGAGCAUACGUGAAUUUAAUCGGAGACAUUUUGGGUCCGGCGCUUGAAAAUUUGAACAAACUUGUGCAGCUUCCAAUGGGCUGUGGUGAACAAAACAUGAUACUCCUUGUACCAAAUAUUCACGUGAUUAGAUAUUUAGACGCUGCUGGAAUCGAGAAUCCUGCCCUUCGAGCGACAGCUAUUAAAAACAUGGAGAAAGGGUACCAGAGAGAGCUGAAUUAUAGACAUCCGGAUGGCUCCUAUUCCGCGUUUGGACCGGACAGCUUAGGGGAUGGAAGCUCUAUAUGGUUGACCGCGUUUGUAUUGAAAUCAUUCUCUCAAGCCAGAAGCCUGAUUCAUAUAGACGAGCGUGAAUUGAAAUUGUCUGUCAAGUGGAUCGUGAAGAAGCAACUCGAAAAUGGCUGCUUCCCCGUAGUAGGCAGAGUUUUCCACAAAGAGAUGAAGGGUGGUCUCCAAGAGUACGACAGUUCGUCAUCGGCUCUAACAGCGUACAUUCUGAUCUCUCUGUUCGAAUCUGGGGUUCCCUUGUCAGCAACUCUUAUCAGCAAUGCCUUGUUCUGCCUAGAAAAAGGAAUGAUUAACAACAACGAUAGCCCUUACACUGCAGUUCUCUCCACUUACGCGUUAGCCUUGCUGGAACACCCCAAAGCCAACGCCAGCAUGAAGUUACUCAUGGAUCGUGCCACGCAUCACAAUGAUCUGCUUUGGUGGGAGGACAAAACAAAGCCUUCGUUGAGUCUGAGCAUCGAGAUGACAGCAUACGCUGUUCUAACGUUGGUGGAACUAGGUGGCGAGGAGAAUAUGGUUCACGCUUUGAAAGCUGUGCGUUGGAUGUCGAGGCAGAGGAACGCUAACGGUGGAUUUACCUCCACGCAGGACACGGUCCUUGGUUUGGAAGCUCUCACAAAAUACGCUAUGGCUGUGAACAGUAACGCCACCGAUUUGUCCGUCCUCGUGACCGCUGGGGAAGUUGAUCAAGUUUACAGGAUGCAUAACGACAACCGCAUGGUCCUCACACAGAUUCGUUUGCCCGUUUUGCCGACCAUCGUGGAAAUAUUUGCGGAAGGCGAGGGCUGCGUGUUGGUUCAGAGCAAUAUUAAAUAUAACGUCGCUCAUGCUACCGGUUCAGAGGCGUUCGAGCUUUCCGUGGCUGCUCAUUCCGUGGCAUGCGAAUGCGCGGUGCAAGAGAUCACUGCUUGCGGCCGAUACAAAUUGGCAGACGAAGAAAGUAACAUGGCUCUGCUCGAAAUUGGAAUGAUAAGCGGCUACGUUCCGGACCGAGCGAGCCUGCACACCUUAUUAGGAUCACCAACUACAAGAGUGAAACGUUUCGAGGAGAACAACGACGUCGUUACUAUUUAUUUCGAUAAGCUGACCUCUCGAAAGACCUGCAUUUCGUUCACGGUGAUAAGAGAGAACGCCGUUGAUCGUCUCGAGCCAGCGAACGUGAAACUGUAUGACUAUUAUCAGCAAGAACUGACGGUAUCUAGUAGCUACAAUUUCUCCCCGACUUGUAGCAGCGCGGACCCGAACGAGGAACCACGUCCUCCGGUCGUGAUGCCAAGGGUGGAAUUAUUCGCGGCCUUGCCAGCUGACAAGUCGUCGUUACAGGAAGAAGAUCUAAAAAGCGACGCGCCGAUGGAAAAAUCAGCGAAAAAGAAGGCGAACGAGAGAGUCGACGAGAAGAUAAAUAAUAAAAUCGUCGAUGGAAAAUCCGUAUCGCCGAAAGGGCCAAGCUUGGUCAACAAGCUGCAAGACGACGCGACGAGCAAAAGGGAGAAGAUGAGGGACAUAAUCGAAGAAGCAUCGAUCAGUGGGGUACGACCUAAAAUUGACAACGUACCAUUGGUGGAGAACUCGAAUCCAAAAAUUAACGAGGAUGAGAUAGAUUCUAUGGCACACGUGCGCACCACCAAUGACAAUAGCAUCGUUGUUGAUCAUUCGAACACUCCACAGGUAGAAUCCGGAAGUGGUCUGACACCUGACGAACCAGACUCCCAUCAGAAUCCCAAUUUCGAUUCCAAUAUUGGAACGUCAGACAACGCGGAGAACCUUUCAACGAUUUUCACGAAGGAAACGGAGGAUUCGGAAUUACCAGGAAACCCCUCUUUCGUCGUCGUCAGUCACGAAUUGGAAACUCCGGAAGGGAUCGAAGGACCAGUACCCGUUUAUGUGAAACCAGAUAAUUUUGACUACAGAACUGAAGCUACCGUUGCGACGUUGACGCCUGAAAUGGAAAAUCAAAAUUUGUCACAGGAGGAGUCCGAUGGUCGAACAAAGAAUGCCACAAACAGCGAUGCCCAGGUUUCGUCGCCAACGAGUGUGAAACAGUCUUGUCCUGUGUGCAUCGACAAUUUGCCGACGGAUUUCUACAACGUUUAUUGCUCGGCGAGUAGCGCUGUCAAAGUAGCAAUCAGACGAUUGAAUAAAGCAAGAUUGUUACUGGAUUUGCAUGCGUCCCGGGAGGUUCAACGUCUACGUGCCACUGUCGAGUUCACUUUAGAUUCGAGCUGCUCCUGUUCACCGUUAGAUUCUCCUGGAAGUCUGGCGUUAAUAGUAAACAAGGACAACGACAUUCUCGCAUCCGGGGAUCACAAACAGAUACUGAACAAUUCGUUUUCUGUGUACGGAUUGCCAUCGGUGAGCGGCGUGCCACGCGAGAUAACAGACGCACGAUCCGCGUGUCCUAAUCAAACGAAGGAUCAGUCAACGUACGUGGAUCCUCCGGUCGGUGGUUGAACGGCGCCGGAUAUAUAUAUAUACUUUUUAAUAUUUAAAUAUGCAAAGCAUCGGGAACAGUAAAAUACUCGUUGUGUUUUGUGAAACGCCAGCAAGCUGUUUCGGAAAACUGCUUUUCGGAGAAUUGGCCUCGCUCAUCUGUAAACUUCGAUCAUAAAGAUACGCUAUUUGCAAACUUCGCGCAGGGUAUAUACAUAAUUCCUUCUUCUUUUUGUUUGUUUCUUUUUCUUUUUUUAUCUACAAAUAUGUCAAUCAAUUAUAUAAUUAAUGAUAGGAUAAGUUAUAUGAUAAAGUUAUCACUCUCGUCGCAAAUAAAUUGUCAUAUAAGGGAAUGAUCGUUUCUUUCUUUAAACGAAUCGACGAAAUUGUAAAUAAAUACGAGAGAACGCUUUCGACGCAAAUGUUUAUCGGUAAACAACUGACAUUACUUUUUCUGUAUCGACGAGUGAACACGCAAGAAGGCGCAUAUCGUGUGUUUGUUGCACUUUUAUUUAUUAUCUUUGUAUCUGAUCGCUACUGAAAUAAUUAUUACAAAUUAACAAUCACCUUUCGAACUGUACUACAUUAAAUAUUAUUUUAUUACAAUGGA